Molecule: messenger RNA, 1626 nt
Organism: Schizophyllum commune H4-8
Lineage: Eukaryota; Fungi; Basidiomycota; Agaricomycetes; Agaricales; Schizophyllaceae
Exons: 4
Coding region: 1-1626 (541 amino acids)
Source: RefSeq, a predicted model, not a curated record
AUGCCUAUCCCUUCCAUAGCCGAGGACGAGCUCCUGCACGUCGUGGGUCAGCUCUUGUUUAUCAAGAAUGAACAUCCGGACGCUAUCUCGAAGCCUGCAGCUCUUGCCCUGCUCAAGAAAUCUCUCGCGCGCGGACGCUUGUUUCGAAGCUUCGACCAAGGCCCGCCGCAGCGCCUACACGGCCAACCGCCCUUGAAGCUUGGUGCUGAAGCCACUGCAAAUGCGCGGUGUAGACUCAAGCUUUACUCGCUCCUCUGCACCUCGGUCGCCAACCUCGGGCUCUCUAAGUACCCCUCGCAUCUCUGGGACUCCCUCUACUCCGCCGUGCCCGUGGCAUUGGAGUGGAUAUACUUCCUGCACCCUAUGAACAACAACAUUCGGAAGAUCGAGGACCCAGAGUAUAACACCGACGUGGCUUCGGUCUUCUUGAACCUUCUCGAUGGCAUCGUGCGGCCGCGUAUCAUGAAGUUGUCGGACAAGGGGCUGGCGGACUGGUUCAAGGCUACGCACCUCGAUGUGCUCAUCGUCGACUAUUUCGUCAACCUCCACCGAUACAUCCCGGACCCCAGCCGAGAGACGGUGGACGACACGCUUUGCUGGAUGUUCCUCCUCUGCUCGAAAGCAGCGCCCAACGGGGAACUUGCCUUCGAUGUGCCACCGCGCGUGCAAGAGAUCGUGGAAAGCUCCGGCUACAGCUCUCGUCGCAUCCAUCGGGCAAUCUUCUGGUUUAUGAAGCUGGUUCGCGAACAAAACUGGGACUAUGAGGAGUCCGCGCACAGGCUGUUCUUCCUCGCCUACACCCUCGUUUCUGAGAUCCCUGCCCUGCUGCCGGUGUCGGAUGUCGUCGUCGCAAACGCCAUCGCCGAGAUAAAGCACGCUGCUGACUCCAAGGCCUAUAUUGUGGCCGAAGGCGGGUUCAAGUUCAUGUACCAGUUAUGGGAUUAUGCAUCGAGCUAUCGCGUCUUCGAAGCGUCAAUCUCGGGCGGAGUCUUCGAUCUCCUCGUGCAUCUGGCGAAGCAUCUUCCGGUGAUACCGCGCACAGAUGGCCUACGCCUGCUCGUGCGCGGAUUUCUGCAGAUACUAUCCCAGAGCUUCAUGUAUUGGAGACCGCUGUCAGCAUUUCAUCUCAAGCAUGGUCCUGCCAUCGUGGAAACCGCGGCUGAACUCAACGCUUUGGGCCCCCAUUUCGUCGAGUUCAUUACCACCUACCAAGAGCGGUCUAUAUUCCUCGAAGAGACAAGAGCGAAGCGUCUGCAAUCGCGCAAUCACUGUGCGGCUUGCUGUGUGGAUAAGGGUGGUGAAGGAAAAUGCUGCCAAAGCCCAGAGGCGAUCAAGCUCCUGCGGUGCGAGCAAUGCCAUGAUGUGUCUUAUUGCUCAGUAGAGUGUCAAAAGUCCCAUUGGCGCGAUACCCACCGAAUUGAUUGCGAGCCUUUAACAGGCUGGUGUACUGCCCGCGACAAGAGCUUGAUCAUCCUGACCGUCGGUAUCAAUGCUUCGCCUACCUCUUCUUCGAAGCGCCACGGGCUCGGCUCAUCACCCAACUCGUCCGGGAAUGCGAACCCGAAGAACCUUGUACGUUUACCGUCUGGGGAGUCCUGGAUCAAGGGCAGGAAAAGAGUGCAGUAA